CACGCUUGUUCGCCAACGACUUGCUCCAUGUGGUUAUAUUAAAACUCACUGCCCGCAGGACAAUAUCUGUAAUCUUGAGAGUGUGUCAAUUGAUCGGCGAAUCGCCACAGGAUGUGUUUAUUCAGUCCGUUGAGAGCGUCAGUUGGGCUGUUGGCUUCACUUAGUCUCAUCAAUGCCCGACCAGCCAUUUUUAACAGGCCUCGCCAUCUCGAGGUCCAGGCACAUCGUGGAGGGCUCGGUAUGAGAAGUGAGGAAUCGCUCUGGGCAUUCGCGUACGCAAUAGUCCGCUCUCCCUAACAAUCCCCCACCGCGCCGCCGUCCCCCAAGACUCACAAACAACACCAGGAAGUCGGCGCCGACGUCCUUGAAAUGGACACAGUCUUCACCUCCGAUCGCGUGCCCGUGAUAUGGCACGAUCACUCCAUCCAAGCCGACAAAUGCCGCGGCAAGUACGUAGGCAAGUUUAUCGCCGAAUUGACCCUUGAGCAGGUCAAAACACUCGACUGCUCCGUCCCCCUGGCCAACCACCCACAGCAGGUGGUCCACACGCCCACGCGCAUCGCCACGCUCGUCGAAGUGCUGGAGCUCAUCCAAUGCUACGACGACCCGGACGUGCGCAUCAAUCUCGAGACAAAGCUGGACCCGACGGCGCCGCACGAGACGCUCCCCAUGGAGACGUACGUCACGGAUCUGCUGCCGCUGCUUGGGAAACACGGUUUCCUGGGCCGCACGACGAUUCAAUCGUUUGACUGGCGCACGCUGGUCGCCAUCCGCGAUCGGUAUCCGCAGCAUCCUGAUCUUGUCGCGCUCGUCGAAGCUAAGUCUCUCGUUCCGGACGCGCAGGGCGCAUAUCCUUGGCUGGGAGGCCUUAAUCUCGCCCACUACGGUGGGGAUUGAGUCGCUGCGGCGGCGGACACGGGUGCGGUGUUCGUCUCGCCGAUGCAUGGUACGCCGACUAGUGCGUCUGUGAAUACGCCGGGGUAUGUGCCGUUUGUGACGGCGGAGGUGGUCAAGCGGGCGCACAGGAUGGGGAUGGGUGUGGUGCCGUGGACAGUGGACGACGAGGCGACGAUUAGCAAGCUUAUUGAUGAUGGAGUAGACUCUAUCAUCUCAAACUACCCGGAGCGUGUGUUCGCAGUGGCCACAGAAAAUGGUCUGGACAGCGGAAAGGCGACGAAUUCGCAUAGACCUGAGUGUUUGGUGAAAGCAUGAAUGGAUCUUGACAGGGUAGAGAUGAGAUAUGGUAUACCAUAGGAAGCGCAAUGCGCAAUGUAGUAACUGAGUCUAUACAAACGAGCAU
This is a messenger RNA of Pseudovirgaria hyperparasitica, 1300 nucleotides long. RefSeq names its product PLC-like phosphodiesterase. Gene Ontology annotation, molecular function: phosphoric diester hydrolase activity. Gene Ontology annotation, biological process: lipid metabolic process. Bases 370 to 897 code for a protein of 175 amino acids. The record is from RefSeq and is a predicted model, not a curated record. The transcript has 2 exons. Lineage: Eukaryota; Fungi; Ascomycota; Dothideomycetes; Acrospermales; Acrospermaceae.